This is a messenger RNA of Saccharomycopsis crataegensis, 3276 nucleotides long. RefSeq names its product DNA translocase. NCBI's taxonomy places the organism in Eukaryota, Fungi, Ascomycota, Saccharomycetes, Ascoideales, Saccharomycopsidaceae. Gene Ontology annotation, molecular function: ATP hydrolysis activity; ATP binding; DNA binding. Gene Ontology annotation, cellular component: nucleus; chromatin. Gene Ontology annotation, biological process: regulation of transcription by RNA polymerase II; nucleosome organization. The transcript has 2 exons. The record is from RefSeq and is a predicted model, not a curated record. Bases 1 to 3276 code for a protein of 1091 amino acids.
AUGGAAAAGAGAAGGCUUGAAAAAGAACUUAGUGAGAAACACGAAGAGGAAGAGGAAGUCCUACAGGACUGCGAUGAUGAUGGUGAUAAGAAUAGUGAUGACGGCGAUGAAAUAUCAAAUAAACAGAAACAAGACUCCACGCCUGAUGAAAAUCGUGGUGAUACUGUUAAGAGAUUCAAAUACCUUCUUUCCUUAUCAGGUUUAUUCAGAGAUUUCAUCGAUGUGAAAGUAAAAAAGGACUUAUACCUCAAGAAAGUCAUUGGGGAUUAUGAGAACUCAAUUGGCUUAAAAUCUAAAAAAUCUAAAAAGAAAUCUGAAAAAUCUGGUCGUCGUCGUAAGACCGAGAAGGAGGAAGACAUGGAAUUAUUGCAUGAUGAAGAAGAAGAAUUGGAUCACCAGGAAACCAUUAUUUCCGAAUCGCCCUCAUUUAUCGAUGGUACGCUAAGAGACUACCAGAUCCAGGGUUUGAACUGGUUAAUCACAUUGCAUGAGAAUUGUUUAUCGGGUAUUUUGGCUGAUGAAAUGGGGUUGGGUAAAACUUUACAGACAAUUUCGUUUUUAGGGUACCUAAGAUAUGUAAAAGGCAUCAAAGGUCCACAUAUUGUGAUUGUUCCAAAAUCCACUCUAGAUAAUUGGAAACGUGAGUUUGCUAAAUGGACUCCGGAUGUUAAUGUCUUGUUAUUCAAAGGUAAUAAAGACGAGAGGCAAAAUAUCAUUCAUAAUAAAUUGUUGGCUUGUGAUUUUGAUGUCGUGGUCACCAGUUUUGAGACGGUCAUUAGAGAAAAAAGUCAAUUGAAAAAAUUCCGCUGGCAGUAUAUUGUUGUCGAUGAGGCACACAGAAUUAAAAACGAAGAAAGCUCAUUAUCACAAAUCAUCCGAUUGUUUUAUUCCAAUAAUAGACUCCUAAUUACAGGCACCCCAUUACAAAAUAAUUUGCACGAACUUUGGGCAUUAUUGAAUUUCCUAUUACCCGAUGUUUUUGGUGAUUCAGAAGUCUUUGAUCAAUGGUUUGCCGCAGAUGAAGAUCAAACUAAAGAGGAGGAUUCUAAAAUGAUCGACAAAUUACACCAGAUAUUGAGUCCAUUUUUGCUUCGAAGAGUUAAAGCGGAUGUGGAAAAAUCAUUGCUACCAAAGAAGGAGUUGAAUUUAUACGUUGGUAUGUCAGAAAUGCAAGUCAAAUGGUAUAAACGCCUUCUAGAGAAAGAUAUUGAUGCUGUCAAUGGUGCGGUGGGGAAAAGAGAAGGUAAAACCAGGUUAUUAAACAUAGUCAUGCAAUUAAGAAAAUGUUGUAACCAUCCUUACCUUUUUGAAGGUGCAGAACCAGGGCCUCCAUAUACCACUGAUGAGCAUUUAGUUUAUAAUAGUGGUAAAUUGCAGAUUUUGGAUAAACUUUUGAAAAAAUUCAAAGCAGAGGGCUCGCGAGUAUUAAUUUUCAGUCAGAUGAGUCGGUUGCUAGAUAUUUUGGAAGAUUAUUGUUAUUUCAGAGGUUAUGAAUACUGUAGAAUUGAUGGUUCUACUGCUCAUGAAGAUAGAAUUGAUGCAAUUGAUGAAUAUAAUAAACCUGACUCUUCCAAAUUCGUGUUUUUGUUGACCACCAGAGCCGGUGGUUUAGGUAUUAAUUUGACCACUGCUAACAUUGUGGUAUUGUUUGAUUCUGACUGGAACCCUCAGGCAGAUUUACAGGCCAUGGAUAGAGCCCAUAGAAUUGGUCAAAAGAAACAGGUAGAGGUUUAUAGAUUUGUUACGGAAAAUGCCAUUGAAGAAAAAGUUCUUGAAAGAGCAACUCAAAAAUUGAGGUUGGAUCAAUUAGUUAUUCAACAAGGUAGAAUGCAUAAUAGUUCCGCAGCAAUGGCGAAGAACAAAGUGGGUGAUAAUAAGGAUGAUUUGUUGAGUAUGAUUCAACAUGGUGCAAAAAGCGUGUUUGAAAGUGAUAAAUCCACCUUUGAUCUAAACGAAGAUAUUGAAUCUAUCCUCGCCAAAUCCGAAACAAAAACUAGCAAAUUGAAUGAAAAGUUUAAUAAAUUAGGUUUGGACGAUUUGCAGAAAUUCACUUCGGAUUCCAGUGCAUAUGAAUGGAAUGGUGAGAAUUUCUCCAAAAAAAAUAAUGAAAAAGAUAAACAGUUUUGGAUCAAUCCAUCAAAAAGAGAACGGAAAGAACAAACCUAUUCGGUUGAUGGGUAUUAUAAAGAUGUGUUGCAUCAAGCGAAAUUACCAGGGGGGAAAACUCCAAAAGCUCCAAAAACUGUUCAUAUUCAGGAUCAUCAAUUUUAUCCUAAAGAAUUCCGUGAUUUGAUUGAAAAGGAAACGCUAUAUUAUAAAAGACUGAUUGGCUAUAGAGUUCCAUUAUCUGAUAUCCCGUUGGAUGAUGGCGAUAAUAAAUCUGUCCUGAAUGAUAAGAAGGCUGGUUAUAAUUCUUCAGACGAUGAGUAUCUCGACACUGAUGAUGAAGAAGAUUCGACCAAUAAGACUAAAGAGCAGCGGAAAACUAGAGAAGCAAAGAGAAAACUUGAACAGCAGAAGGUCAAUAAGGCUGAGCCUUUGACUGCUGAAGAAGAAGAAUUGAAAAAGAAAUAUAGUGACCAGGCAUUCGCUAAUUGGACAAGACGUGAUUUCACAAAUUUUGUCCACUCUGCCGCUAAAUUUGGCAGACAUCAACAUAAGCAAAUUGCUGGUGAAUUGGGUAAUAAAACACCUGAAGAUGUUAAGAAGUAUUCCGAGGUUUUUUGGAAGAAUUAUGAGGAAAUUGAUGGUUAUGCAAAGUACAUUGCGCAAAUUGAAGCAGGGGAAAAGAAAUUUCAUAAGAUUAAUUUACAAAAAGACCUACUUGCCAGGAAAAUAUCUCAGUACGAUGCUCCACUUCAACAACUUCAAAUCCAGUAUCCUCCAAACAAUUCAAAGCGUAUAUACACGGAAUUGGAAGAUCGCUAUUUAUUAGUGAUGGUCAAUAAGUUUGGCUUGACUACUGAGAACUUAUACGAUAAAAUUAAAGAGAGUCUCAAAGAAAGUGAUUUGUUCAAAUUUGAUUGGUUCUUCCAAAGCAGAACUGCUCAAGAAUUGGGCAGAAGAACAAAUACUUUAUUAUUGGCAUUAACUCGUGAAUUCGAAGGUCCAAAUGCCCUCAAGAGGAAAAGGGAGAAAAGGAACAAGGAUAAGGAUAAGGAGAGCGAUAGCAGGAAUUCUCCUGCUCCUUCGGUCACUCCUGCACCAGUUAGUGGGAAACGAAGUGCGUUAUCGACUGUUAGCGACGGAACUGGGAAUAAGAGGGCGAAAGUUUGA